GUAAAAGUUGCGCAGGUCGACGAUUUUCUUUUCCCUUUGCUGUUGUAUUGUCUUGUAUAUUGUUUCAUUGCUUGUACAGUUGGAUGCAGCGGACUUUCGUAUCAGUGAAGCCGCUGCUGCUGCGGCAAGUCGCACAGUGCAUUAGGCCUCAAUCCCGAUCAUUACUACCACCGUCACAACUUAUCUCGAGAAGAUGGUUUGUUGACACACCCACUCUCGCUGCUGGACCUCGAGGGAGGAAACCUGGCACCAAGAUCAAGAUUGUCACCAUCGACGAUAAGAUCGCCGAGUCGUUCACUCUGAACGAGAAGAUCGAGACUCGCUAUGUACAAGAAAAGACCCCCGACAACAAGCUCUCCGAACCGAAACCUCUUGCCCAGUUACUCCGCGACAUUGAUCGAUCCGAACAGUAUGUCCUCCAGUUGAGUAAAUCCGGAGACGGCGACCAUGCAAUCGUACAAGUGGUACAACGGAAGGAUUUGAUCCAGAGGAUCAACAGUAAAGAGUCGGCAGCUCGACAAUCUCAGCUCGCACAGAAAGAGAAGAAACCGAAGCAGAUCGAAUUGAACUGGGCCAUCAGUGGGAAUGACCUUCAGUUGAAGAUGAAACAACUAGAAGAGUUCUUGCGCAAGGGGAAGAAAGUCGAAUUGCUCCUGGCCGCGAGAAAGUAUCAGAGAAAAGCAACACAGCAGGAGGCCGAGGAGUUGCUACGGACUGUCCAGGAGAAAAUUCAAGAACUUGGAGCUACCGAGGUCGUUCCAAUGCAGGGAUCAUUUCCCAGGCAGACUACAAUCACCGCGAAGAUCCCAUGAGACGACCCGGACGCCUCACGAUGAACAGACACCAUUGUUGCAUAACUCCAGUGUCACAUCGCGGCUCAUUGUAGCAACGACGACCAGACGAGUGGCAUUCAGGGCUCUAUGUAUGCUCCUACUACGAGAGGUCGUCCAAGACGAGAGCAGACAUGGCUUGCCAGAUCUUGCAUUUUUAGAGCCGUGGAAAAGGACUUGGACGGACUUUCGUUUUCAAAGAUAAGUCUGAGGGUCGGAAUCGAUCGGGCGAUAUACGAACCUGGCUAAACCUGAGCUCUUCACUUUUCUACGAAUGGCAUCUCGCGCACGCUUACAAGAGAUGCAAGGAGGUCUCACAGAAUGGCCUAUUCAUACACAUACACAAUAGCCGCAUGUAAAAUAUCAGAAGACAUCACUGUCUCGAUUGUAGAGACACCCCG
Molecule: messenger RNA, 1231 nt
Organism: Exophiala oligosperma
Lineage: Eukaryota; Fungi; Ascomycota; Eurotiomycetes; Chaetothyriales; Herpotrichiellaceae
Exons: 1
Coding region: 84-812 (242 amino acids)
Biological process (GO): ribosome disassembly; mitochondrial translational initiation
Cellular component (GO): mitochondrion
Molecular function (GO): ribosome binding; translation initiation factor activity
Source: RefSeq, a predicted model, not a curated record